This is a messenger RNA of Anopheles stephensi (Asian malaria mosquito), 807 nucleotides long. RefSeq lists its product as uncharacterized. NCBI's taxonomy places the organism in Eukaryota, Metazoa, Arthropoda, Insecta, Diptera, Culicidae. The transcript is spliced from 3 exons. The record is from RefSeq and is a predicted model, not a curated record. Bases 40 to 663 code for a protein of 207 amino acids.
UUCAGUUCGAAACUUUGGAGCACUGUAUUUCGGUUCGAAAUGAUUCAUAUUUUAAAUUUUAUAGCUGGCAUGAACAACACGCUGGAAGGCAAGUUCGAAGGUGCUGAGCCCGGGGAACGAACCGUAACACCCGAACUUUGUUUCGAAAACAUGGACCAGCAGUGUCCCCACUGUUGCCGUUCAACAGAAUAUUCGGUUAAGUCUUUGCGAAAACUGUUCGUCCUCAACCAUCCGCAAGAGGCGGAAUCGGGAGUCAAGUCAGCGGCGAAUAGCAUUGAACGGCUCCCAGUGUGCAAGUGUCAAGAACAUGGGCUAGAAAUGCAGGAAAAGAAAUCGUCGAGUGAAAAGCUUUGCGAAACACGUUCCGUUCAAGAACUACGCCAUAUGUUUGAGGCGAAGUUGAAAUUGAUCGAACAAAGUUCUACGAAUGGAUCGGUCUGUGCCUAUUCGAGGCCUGUCUCGGUCAAAUCGGCCAAGACGGAUGAUCGACAGGAUGCUGCUUCCAUGGAUCUACCGCAUCCGGAAGGACAAAUCUUCAUGUACAACGAACCACCCGUGCGUAGCAAGCCAUGCACACGAUGGAGCGUAACCAAUACAAGCAUUGUGGAAGUACCGAAUGGAAUGCAAAUAACCUUUACCGUGUUGAACGAUAGCAAACGAUGAAAGUCGGUCGCACAUAGUUUUUUUUUUUUUUGCUUAAAUCCAAAAUUCUGUAAGAAAAGCUAAGAAAAAUUCUACAUUUCCAUUUCUAAAACUGUGAUCCAUUUAUUUUGAACACAUAUUAAACAUAGAGAAUUAUUUACUUCA